Molecule: messenger RNA, 2193 nt
Organism: Aspergillus nidulans FGSC A4
Lineage: Eukaryota; Fungi; Ascomycota; Eurotiomycetes; Eurotiales; Aspergillaceae
Exons: 2
Coding region: 1-1896 (631 amino acids)
Source: RefSeq, a predicted model, not a curated record
AUGCCGAAAACUAUCCCGUCCAAGCGGGCCGUCAAGGGUACCUCAAGUUCCCUUUCUAGCUCCGGCAAGAGGCCCGGCAAAUCAGUAUCCCUCAGCUCAGAUCGGAAACGGAGGGCCUCAUCAUCGACCGUUUCCAGUCUUUCUUCAGUCACGUCAAUGGAAGGGCUGAGCGACGAGGAGGACGAUCCCAAUGAUUCUGACGAUGCGGACGACGAAGAUGACCAACCGAUUCUCCUUACCCCGUCUUAUAGAAACCAUAAGGCGGGGAUGAAAUCGACAAAACGCACCAAGACAAAAGCUGUGUCCGACGACGACAGCGAACACGAACUCAGCGAUGGCCCAGACUUGGACGACAGCUCUGAUGAUGUCUACGCCGCUGUGGAUUAUAUUAGUGAUGGUGAUGAUGAAGAACGAGAUGUUGAAAUGCUGGAAGAGCUCAUGAUCUUGGAAUCUGAAGAUGAGCAUGAUAUCGCGAGCGCAGCAAACACUGGUGCCUCUGACGUUCAUGACUGGGCCGGUCCUAGUGUCUUCAAUGAUGAUAUGAUGUUCUCCGGAGCGCUCUUUGACGAACAGCAGCUCUACAGUGCGAUGGAAGCGUUCGGUGAAACUGACGUAGCAAGUGAGACCGCGGUAGAAACCCCCGUACCGCGCCGAGUACAUUUCGAAGAAGACUCGGAUUCGUCUUCUGACAGCGAUUCUUACACCGAAGACGAAAUCCCGAGUGAUUUCCUCCAACAGGACAGUCUUGACCCGCAGCUGCGCCGCAUGAUUGAGAACGACAGCAAUGAGGUCGGCGGCCGUUCGUCUCGCCGGCAAUCGGAUGAGAUCUACGCAGACUCUGACUAUGGCCACUCCAACAUUUACCAUGUCGAGUCCGAUGGCGCCUUCUCCGAGGGAUCCUCGAGUGGCUAUGAGACCGACGAUGGCGAGACUACAGAUGAAGACCUUCCCCCUCCAGCUACCAUCACUCACCCGCGAUCUAUCCUCCGCCGCGACUCCUCUGCUUCCUUGGUUGCUGGGGUUGAAGAAAAGACUGAGCCUACUCCCCGACGAAGGAGAGGCCCCAUCAUGGGCACCUUUGUUGCAGACCCUCACAAGCCAGUUGCCCUAGUAGAUUGCACUGGCAAGCACCUUGUGAUUAUUCCUGCGUAUGCUUCAUCUCGCCAUGACUGGCUUGAGUCAGCGGCGACCAGCGUUUGCGGAACCGCGAAUAAUAGCCCACGAGCGACGACCAUGCAUCUGAUUGACGAGAGCGACACCGACGCGCUCAUCUCGCCGAAUAUGGAUCUCAGCCCUAUGUUGGCGUCUAGUGCUAACCUAAUGAUGACGGCUCUGGGUAACGAUAUUGCACCGGGUGGCCAGGUCAUGGGUCCCCCAGAAGCAUUUUAUCCGUCUCGCGAUUUUGCGAUUGACAGCUCUUUUGAAGAAGACGACGAAGACGAAGACCCCGAAGCCCAGUUGAACGUAGAUGACUUUAUUGACUUUGGCGAUGGUUCUUCCGACGAGGAACUUGACAAGGACUCGGACGAAGAAGCCAUGGCGUCUCCCAUGACAGCGGCAGCAGUGGGCAGCACGAAUGGGACCCCAACCCCGAAUCGUGGGGCCGACCCGCACCAGACCAACAGUGCGGAACGGUUCCUGAACCACCUCGAUCGGGGAAUUGUGACGGCCUUCCGCCGCAAUCACAAUCGCUACCAGGCGCUACUGCGACUCCCGCAGCACCGGGAAUUCAUGCCGGCCAACUCGCCGUCCCGCGCAUCGAGUGUGUUUCGACACGCCCGACAUGCAGACCAGCGCACGCCGACCCGAAAGCGCAAGGCGAGCGGAAAUGCGGGAGGGGAAGCAGUGCGGCGAAAACUGAUGAACGCCCAGCGACACAGUCAGAUACCGUUUUAAAAAAAAACGGCGGCGAUGGCGUGUUAGAUAGAUCAUGUGGCUGUCUCAGCUUGUUUGAAACCGGACAGGGAUCGGGGCUCAAGGUCUGCAGCGGUCAAGAAUCAAAGCACGACCAAAAGUUUGAGUUUGAUGACGAAGGCUAUGAAUAUCUUUUUCUUUUCUUCUUCUUUUCUUCAUUGUUCCCUUUCACUUUUUCUUUUGCUUCUUUGUUUUUCUGUUUGUGCCUGGAGUCGGAGUGGCUUUCGGGAUAUACCAUACCUCAUCUCUGUUGCAGACACGGCCUGUUACGUAUUUUGU